Messenger RNA from Peronospora belbahrii, 1374 nucleotides. NCBI's taxonomy places the organism in Eukaryota, Oomycota, Peronosporomycetes, Peronosporales, Peronosporaceae. The record is from the annotation of a GenBank genome assembly.
AUGGAGGAAGCGACGUUACGUGCUAAGAUUCAGGCUAUGAAGAACCUUUUAGAGGCAAAACGGAAACGAAGUGAGAGUGGAGAAACUACUGAGGUUUGUAGCUAUAGCUACAAUGGUCCUCAUCGUGGUCAUUAUCAGUCGAAAAAGUAUGCGCAAUCAACGCCAAUAGCUCGCUCAUGGAAUCGCUUGAAACCACCCGUGACUGCUGUUAAUCCGAGUCAAGUAGUACCUGGAAGUGCUAAUAAAGUGUGGAGACGAGAUGAUAUUUUACCUGCUUCUUCAGUGUCAACAGUGCUUCCUUUUGAGCACAAGAGGAGGGAGAGUUUGGUGGAGAUAAAGGAGACGAAGAAAACGUGGAAGAAACCCGUGAAGCUGAUGGCGAAGAAGAGCAAGAGCAUGCAGCUGCAAGUGCUGCGGCUGGAAGACGGCGAGUACUCGAAGGCCAAUGGCGGCUUUAGUCUCGUCCGGGCUGGGAUAAAGCAGCCUUCAGCUGUCAGACUUUGUGAUAAAUCUGCAGCAUCUAUGCCAGUAUCCCGCUCAGACAGCAACUCUGUGCAUAUCGGUGGUGUGGAGUAUGUGGUUGCAAAUGAAGGCAAGGUGCUGAAACGGUGUUCUGCCGAGGAACGCACGACGAGUGCUAUGUACAGAUCAGACUCAAGGGCAUCGUCGACCAAGAGCGGAGCUGCUCACGCCACACUUCUUCCGGCAAAAGUGACUAUGCGCCGUGUACGAAACAAACACCUUCAUCAGGCAAAAAAAUCAGUCAAAGCUCGCACGGUGAAUUGUUCUUUCUACGACCGUUUUGGGUUCUGCAAGAACAAGGAUGCGUGCAGAUUCAUCCACGACAGUCGACGAGUGGCCAUGUGCCGAAAAUUUUUGAAGAACGCGUGUGACGAUCCCGAGUGCUUGCUGUCACAUCAGCAUGACGAGAAUAAAGUUCCAGACUGCAAAAUGUUCCUUCGCGGAGCAUGUACACGAGAAGGCUGCAAAUAUCGUCACGUGAAAGUGAGUGCGACGGCAGAAGUCUGCGAGCCGUUUACAAAGGGCUAUUGUCCAAAGGGAGCGGCGUGCCAGCUUCGACACGAGCUUCCUCUCAUGAACCGUAAGUUAUCUACAACUGCCGCCCUAGGACAGGAGAGUAGCACGAAGCCGACAAGUAGCACGAAGCCGACAAGUAUUACAGGUACGUUGUCACCUCUAUGUUUGACUAUGUCAGAGGUCAUAAAAAAUGGAUCAGCGCCAUUAGAAACUGACCAAGAAGGUUCAGGGGAGGACAAGACGAAGCUAUCAAUUCGUCCAAACAUUCGCUUUGCGUCCAAACACAGCACUGACUUCCCGUCACUUUUCGAUGGCCUUCGUCGCACAGCGAAAUGA